Messenger RNA from Frieseomelitta varia, 1039 nucleotides. Its product is annotated as carbonic anhydrase 1-like. The transcript is spliced from 8 exons. Lineage: Eukaryota; Metazoa; Arthropoda; Insecta; Hymenoptera; Apidae. Gene Ontology annotation, molecular function: carbonate dehydratase activity; zinc ion binding. Bases 233 to 1039 code for a protein of 268 amino acids. The record is from RefSeq and is a predicted model, not a curated record. Gene Ontology annotation, cellular component: cytoplasm.
UAAACGAUACAAAACAAUCGACAAUUGUUGGGACAAGCACGACGGACUCGCUAUCUGCUCCUACUUCCUACAAGCUUAUCAAGUUCCAGUUUGGGAUGAACAUCCGUUGUUUGCCAAAAUCACGGACAACUUGUACAAGAUUAUCGAGUCCGACUCGUGCGUGAAGUUACUCCCAAAUGGAAAUUUUUGUGAUAUUUAUUCAAAGAAUCUGUUCAAUUAUGUAAAACGAGAAAUGUCGAAGGAAAAAAGAAAGCAAGCAGUUAGUAAAACUGCCACCUUGUCUACGUCAUCGUCGGGAUUACCUAAAUGGCGACAAUCACCGAUUAAUCUAUGCAAAACAGCUACAUGGACGAAAAAAUUCUCGCCUCUAUAUAUGACAAACUAUUGGUUAAACGAAGGUACAGCUACGAUGACGAAUACUGGUAAAACUGUUAGCAUAGAAUUUUCCGACAGAGCACUGCCUACGAUGCGAGGCGGUCCUUUGGGUAAGGACGAGUUUCAGUUCAUGAAUGUGCAAUUUCGCUGGGGCCCGGAAAACUCGUUGGGUGCAGAACAUUCUAUAAAUGGGAUCUGGUACUCUAUGGAAGCGCAAAUAAUGCACUGGAACACUCGUUACGGAUCGAUAGAGAAGUGCUUCGACAAACCAGAUGGAAUUGCGAUACUCUCUUAUCUCAUGCAAACGAUUGGCUGUCCCGGGAUUCCUGAUAAUCCUUCUUUAACAAAGAUUACUAACAGCUUGACAAAUAUCAAAAGAAUGGGAAGCAGUACCAAAAUUUCACCUGACUGCCUGCUUUGGAUGUUAGAAGCGUGCAAGGGUCACGGUUAUUAUACUUAUUCCGGUUCUCUUACCGUUUCACCGUACAACGAAUGCGUCAUUUGGAUUAUUCCGGCUACUAUAACGAAAAUAUCCGCUCGUCAGAUAGAUGCAUUUAGGAAUCUUUAUGACGAGAAAUGGAAAAACAUAUCGGGAAACUGUAGACAGCAACAAAAUCUCAAUAGAAGAAGAAUUUUAUUUGCUAUGGAUGAUGCUGUAGCAUAG